Lasiosphaeria miniovina is the source of this 1158-nucleotide messenger RNA. RefSeq lists its product as uncharacterized. NCBI's taxonomy places the organism in Eukaryota, Fungi, Ascomycota, Sordariomycetes, Sordariales, Lasiosphaeriaceae. The transcript has 5 exons. The record is from RefSeq and is a predicted model, not a curated record. The coding region runs from base 1 to 1158 and encodes 385 amino acids.
AUGAAGAAGCAGCGACAAGCAAACGACGUUGGGUCAUGGCGUCCCCAGCCGACACCGCCGUCGAUGCCGUCGCUGCAGCAUCAGCAGCCGUUGCAGCCGUUGCAGCAGCAACAGCAAGCCCAGCAGCAAGCACCGCCGCAAAACGCGUUCGCUAAUCAUUCCGCCUGGUUUAGCCCUUCCCAUUAUGGCCAGCAACAACCCGACCUGACUCGGCGCGACCAGCAGAUGGACUUCCGAGCGUACGCCCCAACCCCACAGCCGUCGACCCAGCAGCAGCAACAGGCGCAACAGCAAGCGCAGCAUCAGCAGCAGCAGGCCCAGCAGCAUCCGCAGCAUCAACAACACCAUUCUGCUCAAGCCGUGCAGCCGACUAUGGCUCACGCUCCACAGCCGCAGACACCAGUGGUCCAGCAACAGACGCCUACGCAGUCUCCGGCCCCGUCCUCGAGACGAAAGCGCGCUGCCCCCGGCGCCCACCCGCCGGCCCAUGCUUCCCACCCUCAACAGCAUCCCGCCUCCCAUGCGCAACAGCAUCCCCCUUCGCAUGCGGCCCAGCAUACAGCACAUGUCCAGCAACUCCCUCCACAUGCUGCUCAUAACCAGUCGCAACAUGUUGCAGCGCACCCUUCUGCUCCUGCUCUGCCCCAGCAGCAACAGCAGCAGCAGCAGCCGGCCCAAGUUGCGCAGCCUGCCACCGUUGCUCCGCCGCAAGUCGCUCAGGCGCCGAUCCAGCAGCAGCCCUCCGCUCCGGCGCCCGUCCCGCCUCAGCCGGUUGCGGCCCCCGCGCAGCCUACCCCAACCGACGACGGUCCCAUGAAUCCCCCUCCCGCGAAGAAGAGCCGGACAAAUACUCCCUGGACACCUGCCGAGGAGCUCCUGCUGAAGCAGAUGCGUGACGCCGGCAACAGCUGGGCUGAUAUUGCCAAGAAGAAAUUCCCAACUCGGACUGAGGGUAGUGUUAAGAAGCAUUGGUACAAGGACAUGCAUUAUGCCGAAUUUGCUGAAGACGAGAGCCACGCACUCAUGAACGCCAUCAAGGAGUAUGAGAACAACAAGUGGAAGUCAAUUGGCGCCAAGGUCGGCAAACCAGCGAAGGCGUGCGAGCAAUAUGCAAAGGAACACUGGCCGGAUCUCUUCCCCGCGCAGAAAGGCAGAUAG